AUAAUUAUUAUUCCCAAUGAAACAAAAGUUCAAUAUUUCCAUUUAUUACCAUGAAAACUCUCUGUUUUGCACUUGUUCAUCUUAUUAUAUUCAUCUUACUAUUCCCCGGCGUCACUAUUUCCCGGCCGUCGCCGAAUAGUUCGCCGGGGUUGGUCGUCUCAGACGGGGUGGCGGACGAAUUUCCCGAGAAAAACGGUCUCUCUUCUUCGAAAGGAAUAAUAAUGGAAUAUUCCGGCGAGGAGGAGGAGGAGAAGUCGUCAUGUGAGCAAAUGUACGGGUUUCUGCCGUGUUCGCAGACAAACCCCGGGCAUUUCUUCCUGAUUCUGGUCUACCAGUACUUACUCUUCCACGCGGAAUCCUACGUGGCAUCAGGUGGGAAAAGAAUCUUCAAGAUUCUCGGACCCGGUCUUUUCGGCGCCAGUGUUUUUCAGAUCAUCGGCUCCCUCCCGGAGGCCCUCAUUCUUCUCGCAUCAGGGUUGACCAAUAGAAGCAACGAAACCGCCGAGGAAUUGGUCUUGACCGGAGUCGGUUUGCUGGCCGGUUCAUCAAUCCUGCUCCUCACUCUCAUUUGGGGAACAUGUGUUUUACUUGGCAGUCAAGAUUUCUCCACUCAUUUGCAGAACAAUCUCUCAGAAAUUAAUAAUAUAUCAUACAACCCUAUUGAAAGAUUCUUCUUUUCAUUAUGGCCAGGAAACGGUGUAUCUACACUUACCGGCGCAAGAAACACCUCCAUAAUCAUGCUUCUAUCUAUAAUACCAUUAAUCAUGGUCCAAUUUCCGACAUUUUUGCGUUUAUCGUACGUCGGGGAACGAGUUUUCGUGUUGUUCACUCUUGUUGUUUCGAUUGUCUUCCUUCUUUGCUACUUCUUCUAUCAGUUUUUCAAGCCUUCGAUUCAACGGAGGCGCUUACUGUACAUAAAACACGAGCAUUUAGCAGUCGACAUUCUAAACCAUGUCCAGAAUCAGACAGCAGGGGACCUCUUGGAUGAAAAUGGAAUGCCAGAUAUAUCGACAAUUAAAAGGUUCCGAUUUUUUAUUGAUUUAUUUUAUUUAUUAUGUAAAUGCAGGCUAUUCGGAGAAACUGAUAGCGAUGGCGAUAAGGUGAUAUCUUUUGCGGAGUUCAAAGCGUUUUUGCAAGAAAUCAAAACUCGAAAGUUCCAAUCGGAUGAGGAAAACACUGCUGCGGAGAUUAUGAAAGCGUUCGACACGAACAACGAUCAGCAAAUAACGGAGGAAGAAUUUGUACAAGGAAUGACCAAAUUGCUCGACGACACAAAGGAUGCGAUGAAUAAACGAUUACACUCUGUUAAAUCACUGAAAGACUUGUACAAGGUUCUUAAACCGUGGAUUGAAAAGAAACGGGAAGAACGCGAAAUCAUGAAACAUUUGAUUCCGGAUAUUAUGGAUUAUCUUCAGAACUCUGUUUAUGGGAGCCUUUUGGCAGACGAUAGAACUCCGAAUAUUCAUGCUAUUAAAGAGUUAUUCAAAAGAAUCGAUGCUGACAAAGACGGAUGCUUAUCGUAUUCCGAAUUAAAGGAAAUGAUGACGGACAUAAAAUUCGGCACGAUUCCGUACGAUGCGGAAUUAGCAGCAUCGAAGCUAAUGAAAGUGCUCGAUGUUAACGAAGACAACGUGAUUAAUGAAGAGGAAUUUGUCGAUGGAUUGUUCAAAUUGUUAAACACCACUCUUGAUAUUCGCGGUCGAAACUCAAAGGAGAGUGAAGAUGAUACUUAUCAAAAAACGUGGGAACAAACGGACAAGCUAUUGGAGGAAAAAUUCAUCGAUAAAUCAAAAUUAGCGUGGGCGAAAGCUAUAGGCCUUUUAUUGCUCGGGCUAGUUAUGCUUGGCCUUUUAGCAGAGCCUCUUAUACAAAGUGUUAGAAACUUCUCUAAAUCAGCAAAAGUGCCGUCGUUUUACGUCGCGUUUGUAUUAGUCCCGUUGACUACGAAUGCUCGUAUAGCUGUAUCCGCUGUGCGUGAGGCCCGUAGGAAGAAGCUGCACCUCACUUCUUUGACAUUCUCCGAGAUAUACAGUACGGUGUUAAUGAACAACGUUCUGGGAUUAAUUGUUCUUCUUUCGCUCGUUUACUUCCGCGGUUUGGCGUGGAAUUAUUCUGCGGAAAUUCUGGCUGUUACGAUUGUGUCUGGCAUAGUUGGAAUCUUUUCGAGUUUGAGUAGAAUUUAUCCCGUCUGGACUUCGAUUUCGGCGUAUUUGAUGUAUCCGUUGUCACUAGUCUUGGUCUACAUCUUCGGACAUUUUUAUUCGUCUUCGUCGUAAAAAUAUUUGUAAAUUGAAGCAUAAUUGUUUUUAUACAGCAUUCUUUUAUUCAUUAA
Molecule: messenger RNA, 2332 nt
Organism: Erythranthe guttata (spotted monkey flower)
Lineage: Eukaryota; Viridiplantae; Streptophyta; Magnoliopsida; Lamiales; Phrymaceae
Source: RefSeq, a predicted model, not a curated record